This is a messenger RNA of Aureobasidium pullulans EXF-150, 1575 nucleotides long. RefSeq names its product amino acid transporter. The record is from RefSeq and is a predicted model, not a curated record. Lineage: Eukaryota; Fungi; Ascomycota; Dothideomycetes; Dothideales; Saccotheciaceae. Gene Ontology annotation, cellular component: membrane. Gene Ontology annotation, molecular function: transmembrane transporter activity. The coding region runs from base 1 to 1575 and encodes 524 amino acids. The transcript has 3 exons. Gene Ontology annotation, biological process: transmembrane transport.
AUGUCUGUGACUGGUAAGCCUACUCACAGGCUCUCUUUUGAGGAGGUACCAUCGGAGAAUGGCACUCUACCCGAGAUCAAGAAGGGUACUGAUGCCGAUGCUGCCGACAUGACGAGAAUGGGAAAGAAGCAGGUAUUGAGAAGAGAGUUCCGUUUUAUCUCCAUUGUUGGAUUUAUCUGUAUUCUGCAAUCUACUUGGGAGGGCGCUCUUUUAUCCAAUGGUCAAUCACUAUACAAUGGAGGCUUGGCCGGAACUGUAUGGACCUUCAUCGUUACCUGGAUUUUCACACUUUGCAUGAUCGCAUCGAUGGCUGAACUCGCGUCGAUGGCGCCGACUGCUGGCGGUCAGUACCACUGGGUCAGUGAAUUCGCACCUCCAUCGCUUGAGAAGCCACUGUCCUACAUGGUCGGAUGGAGCAGUUGGCUCGGUUGGGUUUCUGGUAUUCCUUCCUGCGCACAAUUCCUCGCCUAUCAGGUCGAAGGCCUUGUUCUUAUCAACAACCCUGAUGCAGACCUUGGAGCACUCUGGCAAGUCGGUCUUCUGCUUUUCGCUUUCUUGUUCGUCACCUUUGGCUUCAACAUCUUCUUGUCGCACAAGCUUCCGCUUGCUGAAGGCAUUAUCCUUGUGCUCCACGUCCUGGCCUUUUUCGCCUACCUCAUCGUUUUCUGGGUCAUGGCUGAUGUCGGCUCGGCUAAGAACGUGUUCACAGAAUUCUCCAAUGGCGGUGGCUGGAGCAGCCAAGGUGUCUCUUGCCUUGUGGGUCUUGUGACUCCCAUCUGGUGUUUCAUUGGCCCUGAUGCUGGUGCUCAUAUGAGCGAAGAGUUGCGCGAUGCUUCUCGAGUCCUGCCCAAGGCUAUGAUGUGGGCGACUGUCAUCAACGGUGCCCUCGGCUGCGUGAUGAUCAUCAGUUUCUGCUUUGCCGCUGGCGACAACCUGGACGGCAUUCUGAACACUGGCACCGGUAUCCCAGUUGUACAGUUGCUUUACAACGUCACCAACUCAAAAGCUGGCACAUCAGUCCUCAUCGUCGUCCUUUUGAUUCUCCAAUACUUCUCCGCCAUCACCACCAUCGCUUCUUCCUCGCGCCAGACCUGGGCUUUUGCCAGAGACCGCGGCUUCCCUUUCAGCGAAUGGCUCAGCCGUGUCGACCCUCGCUGGGAUGUUCCCGUCAACUCUCUGCUGCUCUGUCUUGUUGUCUCCCUCAUCCUCGGCGCCAUCAACUUUGGCUCAGAAACUGCCCUCGAUGCCAUCAUGUCAGUUUCAAACUCAGCCCUGUUGUUCAGUUACAUCAUGUGUAUCGGCUGCGUUCGUCUGAAGCGUUGGCGUGGACAGCCUCUAUUGCCUCGUCGCUUCGAUCUUGGCAGAUGGGGUGCUCCUCUCAAUGACGCCGCUUUGGCUUUCUUGGUUGUGGCUUUCAUCUUCUCUUUCUUCCCUGAAGAUGUCAAUCCUGAUGCUCCGGAUAUGAACUGGGCUAUCGUUAUUUGGGGUGCUAUGUGGGUUUUGGCUGGUGCCUAUUACUACUUUGGCGGCUCCAAGAAGUAUGUCAGCCCUGGCAGUCUUGUUAAGAACAUGUAG